This is a messenger RNA of Condylostylus longicornis, 7652 nucleotides long. It is a transcript of the gene Atpalpha, whose product is annotated as sodium/potassium-transporting ATPase subunit alpha. The record is from RefSeq and is a predicted model, not a curated record. Gene Ontology annotation, biological process: intracellular sodium ion homeostasis; potassium ion import across plasma membrane; sodium ion export across plasma membrane. Bases 485 to 3502 code for a protein of 1005 amino acids. Lineage: Eukaryota; Metazoa; Arthropoda; Insecta; Diptera; Dolichopodidae. Gene Ontology annotation, cellular component: membrane. The transcript has 10 exons. Gene Ontology annotation, molecular function: ATP hydrolysis activity; ATP binding; P-type sodium:potassium-exchanging transporter activity.
AAAACAUUUUUGAAGGUCGCGUAAUAAUAAUUUUAAUCCUUCGCAAUUUUGAAAAAAUUGAAAAGGGUUUUGUGGUGUACGUGUAUGUGUGUGUGCCCGUAAUCGUCGUCAACGUCGCCAAUAACCACAAAUAAAAAUAACGAAAGCAAAAAAAAAAAUAAAAAUCAAAAAAUCGUUUUAUUAUUAUUAUUUUGUUUUUUGAGUUCAAAUAGAUUUUUCAAUAUAAGAGAGAAAAUAAAAUAAACGAAAAAGAAAACAAAGGAGAAAAUAAAAUAAAAAAAACUUUGGUGUUUAUAAAAAUUUAAGAAAAAAAAAAAAAAAAAGGAAAAUUUUAAAUUAAAAAGAAUAAUUAAAUCAUAGGAUAAAGAAGCCAUUUUUUUUCGAUAAACAUUAAGAUAUAUAUACAUACAUAUAUAGAAGCCGUAAAUUUAUUAUUCAACUUUUUCUCUUCGUUUUAGUAAAGGAUUAAAAUUCAAAACGCAAAAUGCCACCGAAAAAGAUUGGAGGGAAGGGGAAGGAAAAUUUGGAUGAUCUUAAACAGGAAUUAGAAAUCGAUUAUCAUAAAAUUACACCAGAAGAACUUUAUCAAAGAUUUCAAACACAUCCAGAAAAUGGUCUAAGUCAUGCAAAGGCCAAAGAAAAUUUAGAACGUGAUGGACCAAAUGCAUUAACACCACCAAAACAAACCCCAGAAUGGGUUAAAUUUUGUAAAAAUUUAUUCGGUGGUUUUGCCCUCCUGUUAUGGAUUGGCGCUGUUCUUUGUUUUAUUGCCUAUUCAAUUCAAGCGAGUACAAGCGAAGAGCCAUCCGAUGAUAAUUUAUAUUUGGGUAUUGUGCUUUCAGCUGUAGUUAUAGUUACUGGUGUAUUCUCAUAUUAUCAGGAAUCAAAAAGUUCCAAAAUCAUGGAAUCAUUUAAAAAUAUGGUGCCCCAAUUUGCGACUGUGAUUCGUGAAGGUGAAAAACUAACAUUACGUGCAGAAGAUUUAGUGCUGGGUGAUGUAGUUGAAGUUAAAUUUGGUGACAGAAUUCCGGCUGAUAUUCGUAUUAUUGAAGCUAGAAAUUUCAAAGUAGACAACUCAUCACUGACUGGUGAAUCUGAACCACAAUCAAGAGGACCUGAAUUUACUCACGAAAAUCCAUUGGAAACAAAGAAUUUAGCCUUUUUCUCAACGAAUGCUGUUGAAGGUACUGCGAAAGGUGUUGUUAUAAGCUGCGGUGAUCACACUGUUAUGGGUCGUAUUGCUGGUUUAGCAUCUGGUUUAGAUACUGGUGAAACACCAAUCGCCAAGGAAAUUCAUCAUUUCAUUCAUUUAAUCACUGGUGUUGCUGUAUUUUUGGGUGUAACAUUCUUCGUAAUUGCCUUUAUAUUAGGUUACCAUUGGUUGGAUGCUGUUAUUUUCUUAAUUGGUAUUAUUGUUGCUAACGUACCUGAAGGUCUUUUGGCCACUGUUACCGUAUGCUUAACAUUGACGGCAAAACGUAUGGCAUCUAAAAAUUGUUUAGUUAAAAAUUUAGAAGCUGUAGAAACUCUUGGUUCAACAUCGACAAUUUGUUCAGAUAAAACUGGUACAUUGACACAAAAUCGUAUGACUGUAGCCCAUAUGUGGUUUGAUAACCAAAUUAUUGAAGCUGAUACAACUGAGGAUCAAUCUGGCGUUCAAUAUGAUCGCACUAGCCCAGGAUUUAAAGCUCUCUCGCGUAUUGCGACAUUAUGUAAUCGAGCUGAAUUCAAAGGUGGUCAAGAAGGUGUUUCAAUAUUGAAAAAAGAAGUUAGUGGUGAUGCAUCAGAAGCUGCUUUACUUAAAUGUAUGGAAUUGGCAUUAGGAAAUGUUAUGGAAAUCAGAAAGAGAAACCGAAAAGUAGCUGAAAUUCCAUUCAACUCAACGAAUAAAUAUCAAGUAUCAAUCCAUGAAACUGAAGAUCCUAGUGAUCCACGUUACUUGCUUGUAAUGAAGGGGGCCCCAGAAAGAAUUUUGGAACGUUGUGGUACAAUAUUCAUUAAUGGAAAAGAAAAAGUCUUAGAUGAAGAAAUGAAGGAAGCUUUCAAUAAUGCAUAUUUAGAAUUAGGUGGACUCGGAGAGCGUGUUUUGGGCUUCUGCGAUUACAUGUUGCCAUCGGACAAAUAUCCAACUGGUUUUAAAUUUAAUACUGAUGAUGUUAACUUCCCCAUCGAUAAUUUACGUUUUGUUGGUCUAAUGUCCAUGAUUGAUCCUCCCAGGGCUGCUGUACCAGAUGCCGUUGCCAAAUGUCGUUCAGCCGGUAUUAAAGUUAUUAUGGUUACUGGUGAUCAUCCAAUUACUGCUAAAGCCAUUGCAAAAUCUGUCGGUAUUAUUUCUGAAGGUAAUGAAACAGUUGAAGACAUUGCUCAACGUUUGAAUAUCCCAGUAUCUGAAGUAAACCCACGUGAAGCUAAAGCCGCUGUCGUACAUGGUGCUGAAUUGCGUGAAGUAUCGUCUGAUCAAUUAGAUGAAAUUUUACGAUAUCAUACUGAAAUUGUAUUUGCUCGUACAUCACCGCAACAAAAAUUGAUUAUUGUUGAAGGUUGUCAAAGAAUGGGUGCAAUUGUCGCUGUAACUGGUGAUGGUGUAAAUGAUUCUCCUGCUUUGAAAAAAGCUGAUAUUGGUGUAGCUAUGGGUAUCGCUGGCUCUGAUGUAUCAAAACAGGCUGCUGACAUGAUUCUCCUUGAUGAUAACUUUGCUUCAAUUGUCACAGGUGUUGAAGAAGGACGUUUAAUUUUUGAUAACUUGAAAAAAUCAAUUGCAUACACCUUAACUUCUAACAUUCCUGAAAUUUCACCUUUCUUGGCUUUCAUUUUAUGUGAUAUUCCAUUGCCUUUGGGAACUGUGACAAUUUUGUGUAUCGAUUUAGGAACAGACAUGGUACCCGCUAUCUCGUUAGCCUAUGAAGAAGCCGAAUCAGACAUUAUGAAACGUCAACCAAGGAAUCCUUUUUGUGAUAAACUCGUCAACGAAAGAUUGAUAUCAAUGGCCUAUGGUCAAAUUGGUAUGAUUCAAGCAGCUGCUGGAUUCUUUGUAUACUUUGUUAUUAUGGCUGAAAAUGGAUUUUUACCAACAAAAUUAUUUGGUAUUAGAAAGCAAUGGGAUUCAAAAGCUGUUAAUGAUUUAACUGAUUCUUAUGGUCAAGAAUGGACAUACCGUGACAGAAAAACACUUGAAUAUACUUGCCAUACUGCUUUCUUUGUGUCAAUUGUCGUUGUACAAUGGGCUGAUUUGAUCAUUUGUAAAACACGUCGUAAUUCAAUCUUCCAUCAAGGUAUGAGGAAUUGGGCACUUAAUUUUGGCUUAGUAUUUGAAACAUGUUUAGCAGCAUUCCUAUCAUAUUGUCCAGGAAUGGACAAGGGUCUUCGUAUGUACCCUCUCAAAUUCGUAUGGUGGUUACCGGCACUUCCAUUCAUGUUAUCCAUCUUCAUUUAUGAUGAAACUCGUCGUUUCUAUCUUCGUCGGAACCCAGGCGGAUGGCUGGAACAAGAAACAUAUUAUUAAUUUAAUAAAAAAAUCAACAACAACAAAAUACACAUUUUUAUUAUUAUUUAAUAAAAACAAAAAAAAAAUUAAAAAUAAGAAACAAAAAUUUAAGAAAAUUAAAAAUAAUAUAAAAAAAAGCAAAAACCAACAAAAAGGAGAAAACUUAAAAAUAAAAAAAUUUAAUAUAAUAUAUAAAGAAAAAUAAAAAAAUACAAAAAAAAAAUAGUAACAAGUGUGAACAUGCAAGCUUAAAGAGUGCAAAAAAAAAAGAAGUUUUAAAUAUAAGAAUUAACAAUAAUUAAUUAAAUAAAACAAAAAAAUUAAGAUAUGAACUCUUCAUUAAAUACAAAUUUAAAUAAUAAAAUAAUUAAAUAAAAUAAAAAAAAAAUAAAAAUAAUUUAAUUAAAACCCAGAAAAGAAGACAGACAGUAAAAUAAAAAAAAAUUAAUUAAUUAAUUAAAAAUUUAAAAACACUCAUCUCAAAAGCAGAAUUAAAAAUAAAAUUUUUAACAGCAACAACAACUAAAAUUAAUGAAAAAAAAAAAACAAAAAAAAAAACAUUUCCUUCUUUCGUUAGAUAUUUUUAUAGAUGAAAUUAAAUUAAAUUAAACAAAUACAAUAUAAUUAUUUUUGUUUCCUCUUUUAGUUUGUAAAAAAAGAAAAAAAAAACAUGAAAAAAUUUAAAAAGUAAUUAAAAAAAAAAUAUUAAAAAAAAAUUGUUUUUAUGUUUUCGAAAUAAAUUUAAAUUAAAAGAAAAUUUAAUGAAUAUUAAGAGAAAAAAAAAAAUAAAAUAAAAUCAAUAUAAAUUUAAUAAACAAAAAAUUAGAAGAGAAGAGAUAAAAAAAUUAUAACUGUGCUUUUGUACACCGUUCUUUGUCGUUUUGUUUUAAAUUUCUCUUGUUUCUCUUUUAAAUUUUCCUUCUACUUUCUUCAAUUGUAUAAGAUUUUUAUUUAGAUUCUUACGAUUUCUCCUUGUUUUUUAAUUUUAUUUAAUGAAAAAAAAAGAACAAAUAUAAUAUACAAAUUGAAAGAAAUUAAAAAAAAACAAUAUUAUGUUUUAUAUAUACAAAAUGUAUAUAUAUAAUUUUUUUUAUAAAAUUUAAUUUGUAAAAUUAUCUUCUCUUUGUGUUUAUCCAUUUUUUUUUUUUAACAAAAGCUGAUAAAUUUAAUCUUUAAUAUUUUAAACGAAAACAUUUUUUUUUUUUAAUAAAUUUAUUAUUAAUUAUAAUGUUAUUAUUACAAAAAAAUUUUAUUAUAUACAAUUUUUUUUUCUUUCGCCCUCCGCUGUAUAUGUAUUGUAGAAUUUAAAAUUUAAAAAUAAAAAGUAAGAUUAUAAAAAGAAAAAAAAAAAAAAAACGAAAAAAUAAAAAAAAAAAGAAAAAAAAUUUUUAUUUAUUUUUCUGUUUUUAUAUUUUGCCAUUUUUAAAUUGCAUUUUUAUCAUAAAUUUUGGAUUCUUUUAAGUUUUCAUUAAUUUUUACAUCCGUUAUAUUUUAGCGUUAAGAAUUAUAAUUCUGUGCUUGUUAUGAAGGCGGUAAAACGAGACCAUAAGGCGAGAAGUUGAAAAUCAUUUCGAAAAAAAAAAAAAGCAAAAAAGUUCACAUCCUACGAUGGUCGGGUGGGUUUCCCUUACACGAAAGUUUAUUAAAAAUAAUUGGAUUAUAAAAUUAAUAAACAAAAAAUAUUUUAUUUUUAGGCAAAUGAUAACAAUUUGCAUAUUAAAAUUUCAACAAAAAUAAAAAAAAAUAUUAAAUAUAUAUGAAAAUAUUAUUUUUCAAAUAAUGCUAAAAAUGUUUAUUAAAGGAAUUCAUAAAAUAAAUAAAUAAGUUUCGCAACAUUAACUUUCUCAUUAAUCUAAUUUUUAAUAUUCAGAACAUUUACAAACAAAAAGAAAAAUAUAUAUAUAUAUAUAAAGAAAUAUAUAAAUUUCAAAUUAUAAAAAAAUUAAAAUAUUAAUUUAAUGUUUUUUUUAAAACAAAUAAAAAAAAAAAACAUAAAUUUCUUAUUAAGUAAAAUAUUUUAAAAAAAUAUAUUGACAAGAAAACCUUAUAACUGCCUUUUCAGAUAGAAAAUUUUUAUUUUAAUAAUAGUAAAAAAAAAGUGUUAUAAAUAUUAACAGAAUAAAGAAAAUGUCGCAAAGCAAAUAUCUUGAUAUAUCUAAUGUCAAUAAGCUGAAUCAGCAUAGUGACCAGGUAUUGGAUUAUCGAAAAACAAAUAAAAUAAAUAAUUGAUUUUUUUUGAAAUUUUUCAAUUUAAAAAGGUUUUCUAAACAAUUUAUACAUUAGGAUUAUAUUAUGGAAAUUUUUAAAUAAUCUAGUAAUUAUUUAAACAACCACUGUUCAAUAGCGUAACUAAAAAAAAAACAUAUUAUGUAUAUAAUUAAUUCUUGGCAACAGCAAAAUAUUUGCACAGAAUUAUUUAAAAAGAUGCUUUUUUUCUAUAAGUUUGAUUAUUGAAAGCAAAAAAAAGAAAAAAAAAAUACAAAACGAAGAAUAUUUUUUUCUCGUAUUUUUUCACUUACAUAAAAAAAUGAUUCAAAAAUUGUUGAUUCAAAAUUUUUUAUUUCAAUAAAAUAUAAUAAAAAACAUUAUUUAUAUACAUGUUUGUGUAUAUUUUUAAUGAUUUAUUAUUUCAUUUAAUUAAAUUUUAAUUUGCAUUUUUAAUUUACAUUUUUCUUAUUAUGAAUUUUUUUUUUUUUUUUAUUUAAUUUUAUUAUUAAUUACCAUUAUACUUAUUAUAAUUAUUAUUUGUUAUUAAUAUUUUCAUAUUCAUUAUCAUUAUUACUGUUAUAAUUAUUAUAAUUUAAUUUUCAAUUUAUUACUAUUCUUAUCAUUAUUAUUAUUAUUAUUUUUAAUGUUGUUAUUAUUCAUUUUAUUAUUAUUAUUUUUAGUGAAUUAAGAAAUAAUAUAUUUUUUUUAUUAAUGAAAUAAAAAAAGGUAAAAAAAAAAUAAUGUUUUGGCUUAUUAAUAAAUAAUUAAAUAUAAAAAGAAAAAUAAAGUUUUAUAUAGUUAAAAAUUGAUAAAAAUAAUACUGUAAGUAUUUUUGUUGAUUUAAAUAAAGUAAAGAAAAAAAAAAAAAAGAAAACUAAAAAAUAAUAAUUGAAAUUUUAAGGAAAAUUAUAUAUAGACAAUUUAAAAAUUAUUAAAUGAAAUGAAUAAAUAAACGAUAUUGUUUUAUUUUAAGACAUUAUUAAGAAAAAAAAAAGUAUGUGUUCUUCUGUAAUAAAAAAAAAAACCAAUAACAAAAAAAAAUACUAAAUUAAAUUACAACAAAGAGAUGAAAAAAUAUUUUUUAUCUAAAACAUAAAUUCGAACAUAAAAAUAUGGAGUUUUGAAAAAAAAACAAAAAACAAAACCAAUUAUAACCAAAAUUUAAACUACACCGAAAAUAAUUAAUCUGUAAAUUUGUUUUUCCAAAUUAGAAAUUUAUAUAAUAUUGUAGAUUAAAAAAAAAAAUAAAAGGAAAACAAAUACUUUUUUUAAAAUUAAAUUAAAACAUAAACAAAUAAUAUUGAUUUCCCUGUAUGUUGCUUCUUGAAAAUUUUUGAUUAAAUUUUAAAAUAAAAAAAAAUUUGUAUAAAAUUAUUCAAAUUUUUUUUCUUUUUGUGAUUUUUCAUAAAAUCUUUCAAAUACUUGGUGUAUGUCAGUGAGCAAAACAACAUUUUAUUUUUAUUGUUACAGAGUAUUGUUAAGUUUGCAAUACAAAAUAAAAUUUUUCUUAAUAUUUCUAAAAAAAAAAAAAUAAUUUGUUUGAAAAGACACAAAAAAAAAAGGAAAAAUUCUGUUAUAGAUUUAUGAAAUAAAACUCCAUAAUUUUGUGUUUCUUUUUUACUUUAGGUACACAACAAAACUAUUUGUUUAAAUUUAACAAUUAAAUUAAAAGAGAAAAAAGAAAAUAAUAAAAAAACAAGCAAGAUAGAAAAACAAUAUUUUUUUUGUUUCAAAUUACUGAAUGUUAAAUAAUUAAAUAUAAUUAAUUAAAUAAUUAAAAAAAAAAGGAAAAAAAGAAAAAUAAAUACAAAAAUUCAAAAUGAUUUUUCAUUUUUGUGGAAAUAAUUUCUUAAAAAAAUAAAAAAAAAUUAUAGAAUGAAAGAAAAAAAAAAAACAAAACAAUUUAUUGUAUGACAAAAUUUUAAAAAGCUAAAUAAAAUCACUCAUGCCAACUUCAAAA